This is a messenger RNA of Homo sapiens (human), 1281 nucleotides long. It is a transcript of the gene EMD, whose product is annotated as emerin. Lineage: Eukaryota; Metazoa; Chordata; Mammalia; Primates; Hominidae. The record is from RefSeq and is marked reviewed. The transcript has 6 exons. The coding region runs from base 191 to 955 and encodes 254 amino acids. Gene Ontology annotation, cellular component: nuclear inner membrane; nuclear outer membrane; nuclear membrane.
AGCCUGCGGAGCCAGCGGCCGUGACGCGACAACGAUUCGGCUGUGACGCGACAACGAUUCGGCUGUGACGCGAGCGCGGCCGCUCCCGAUGCGCUCGUGCCGCCCCCGCCGUGCUCCUCGGCAGCCGUUGCUCGGCCGGUUUUGGUAGGCCCGGGCCGCCGCCAGGCCUCCGCCUGAGCCCGCACCCGCCAUGGACAACUACGCAGAUCUUUCGGAUACCGAGCUGACCACCUUGCUGCGCCGGUACAACAUCCCGCACGGGCCUGUAGUAGGAUCAACUCGUAGGCUUUACGAGAAGAAGAUCUUCGAGUACGAGACCCAGAGGCGGCGGCUCUCGCCCCCCAGCUCGUCCGCCGCCUCCUCUUAUAGCUUCUCUGACUUGAAUUCGACUAGAGGGGAUGCAGAUAUGUAUGAUCUUCCCAAGAAAGAGGACGCUUUACUCUACCAGAGCAAGGGCUACAAUGACGACUACUAUGAAGAGAGCUACUUCACCACCAGGACUUAUGGGGAGCCCGAGUCUGCCGGCCCGUCCAGGGCUGUCCGCCAGUCAGUGACUUCAUUCCCAGAUGCUGACGCUUUCCAUCACCAGGUGCAUGAUGACGAUCUUUUGUCUUCUUCUGAAGAGGAGUGCAAGGAUAGGGAACGCCCCAUGUACGGCCGGGACAGUGCCUACCAGAGCAUCACGCACUACCGCCCUGUUUCAGCCUCCAGGAGCUCCCUGGACCUGUCCUAUUAUCCUACUUCCUCCUCCACCUCUUUUAUGUCCUCCUCAUCAUCUUCCUCUUCAUGGCUCACCCGCCGUGCCAUCCGGCCUGAAAACCGUGCUCCUGGGGCUGGGCUGGGCCAGGAUCGCCAGGUCCCGCUCUGGGGCCAGCUGCUGCUUUUCCUGGUCUUUGUGAUCGUCCUCUUCUUCAUUUACCACUUCAUGCAGGCUGAAGAAGGCAACCCCUUCUAGAGGGAGCCAUGAGGGUCUGGGCUUCAGAGCUAGGUCUUUGGGGAAGUCCUGGCUGACUGCCUUAGCAGUGGGGGUGGGGGUGGGGGCAGGGGCAGGGGCUUUAUGUGUUUUUGCUUGGGGGGCGCUGGGCCUAGCCCAGAGUAGUGCUUGCUCCCCCUGCCUUGUCCCACCAGGGAGGCAGCAGACUCAGGCCCUCCAUGGUCCUCUUUGUCAUUUUGUUGACAUGCAUUCCUCCUUUUGUCAUCUUGUUGGGGGGAGGGGAUUAACCAAAGGCCACCCUGACUUUGUUUUUGUGGACACACAAUAAAAGCCCCGUUUAUUUGUAA